Messenger RNA from Caenorhabditis briggsae, 1623 nucleotides. The record is from RefSeq and is a predicted model, not a curated record. Gene Ontology annotation, biological process: intracellular protein transport. The transcript has 12 exons. NCBI's taxonomy places the organism in Eukaryota, Metazoa, Nematoda, Chromadorea, Rhabditida, Rhabditidae. Gene Ontology annotation, molecular function: phosphatidylinositol binding. Bases 1 to 1623 code for a protein of 540 amino acids. Gene Ontology annotation, cellular component: early endosome.
AUGGUUUCAAGCUCCGCAAUGGCAAGAACAUACGGAGACAAGCCGUCGACUUCUUCGAUGGAAGAAGACUUGGAAAUCGAGGUGUCAAUGAGAAACGCAUCAAUCAUCGACCAUCAGUAUCAAUCGGAGCAACACAAGGAUCAUAAAGUGCUUAACGCGUUCAAUCCAACGGAUAAGACGUCAUACUCCGAUAUGAUUCAUAUUGACGUGCCGGAUACACGGACACUGGUGGAACGAUCAGAUGGAGUUACUAAAUAUACGGCCUACAACAUCCACAUCAACGGCUGGUACCACGGAUCUGUUCGAUUCAGCCACUUAUAUGAAUUCGCGGAGCUCAUCAAGCAAAAAUUUUCCCAAAGAUACAAAGGUCCAGAGUUUCCAGCAAAAAAACUUUUCAAACUUGAUCCCAAGGCUAUAGAUGAGAGGCGGCAAAAAAUCGCGAAAUAUUUUCAAGCAAUGGUUCAACAUCCAGAAAUUGCAAGACACUAUAUUAUCGAGAAGAAAUUGCUGGGUUUUCAAAUUGAUUCCUUCCGCGCAACUAGUCAAUAUGUAUCACUAGACAUUUAUCUUGGAAAUGGAGAAAAGACAACUAUCAAGUGUUUGGUGUCGGAUAGCACCAUGGAAAUAAUGAGGAUACUGGCCGAGAAACUGGGUUUUCACAACAAAGAUGAAUUCAUCUACCAUUUUGGUUUGUUCAUGGGAAAAGGAAGAGAUCCAACUGUUGCCUGCUAUUCGGUGACUCCGGACAACUUUAACCCGUUGUUAACCAGGUUUCUUCGAAACUUUGAAUCUCCAUUCGUCUCACUGAGCACUGCCAACCAGAAGUACAAUGAGAACGGACACUAUAAUUUCUUAUGCAUAAGGAAACUCAUUUGGGAUACACGCAUCGAAGAGUCAAUUCUGGAUGAUGGAGUGUUCGUGGACAUGAUUUACAGACAAGCAGUGCAAGACUACAAAAACGGGAAUUUGGCGCCAAUUAAAGAUGAUUUGGAGUACAAAAUGAAGCAAUGUAUGCAGAGAAAUGACAAAAUAAUGUUCCUCCGAAACUGCCAUCUUCUUCCAACCUACUCCUACGAAAUUCUCUCCCCUUGCUCCUGCGACUACCCAAAACCAGGAACUCCAUGUGAAAUCAAAUUCGGCCGACGACAAGUCGUGUUAACUACACAAGACGAAUUCGGAAACCCUAAGACCAGUCUAUUCCGCGCUACUCGAAUCCGAGUUUGGAGGAUCACACAAAUAAUGGAGAAGAUUUCCUUCCAAUUCGAGUACCUGAUGGCCAAAGACACUUUUGAGUGGAUUACUCUGGACACUGAUCAGGCUAUUUUGAUGUCACUGCUUCUGCAAUCGAUUGGCUCUGAGAUUCUAUAUGAGCAUAACAAUAUGACGAUUGAGCAGCAGGUGAUGAAAGAAAAGCAAUCAAAAGGAAACUAUGUGGAAAAGACUAGUAAACUUCCGAGAGAUCCGAAAAAACCAAUCAUCGUUUUGAAAAAUGCGGUCGAAGAGACGGAUCCAUUGGGAGUCAUGGAACAUUACCACAACUACAACAGGAUGUUAACAACAAUUUCUGACGGCAUUCCUCAACGAAACCAAGCGUUCACCGACAUCACCAAUGAUGACUUAUAA